AGGCUCUGCUUGUCAGUCAGACUUUGAACAGUGCACUGGCGCUCAUCACUGCUAAUCUCCGGCCGCUGCUUGUCAUCAACGACGCUGCCACUGACAGUUAUCACCGACCAGCUUUAACAAAUAUAGUUUAAGAUGAACAGUUGCUGAGAUAAGGCAGGAAACCCGAGGGCAACACCGUAGGGACCGAGCGGAGAUAAAACGUUAGCUAACGUUACGACGUUUAACGUUACUCGGGAGUUGCGAUGGUCCAGUUAAGGGAUAUUUUUCUAGCCCUGCUUCUUGUGGGCUACACAGUUUCACUGGAAGUAGAGAUCACACCAAGUCACGGUGAGAUUAGUCUUGGAGAGUCCAAAUUCUUCAUGUGUGAAGCCGAUGCCGCUGCCAGGCACAUAGACUGGUUUGGACCGAGUGGGGACAGGAUAGAACCGAACAGACCAGACAUAACAGUAACCCGUAACGAUGAUUCAUCUUCCACCCUCACACUGUAUAAAGCUGGGACUGAAAAUGCAGGGACAUACAAGUGUGUCGCUAGCAAUGGAGACCAGCAAGCGGAGUCAACCGUCAAAGUGAAAAUCUUCCAAAAAAUCACCUUUACAAACGCACCCUCACCCCAAGAGUUUACCGAAGGAGACAAUGCCAACAUUGUUUGUGACGUCAUCAGUUCGCCUCCACCCACUGUCUUCUGGAAAUAUAAAGGAGCAAAAAUACAGUUGGAAAAAGAUGUUCGCUUUAAGGUACUGAGCAACAAUCACCUUCAAAUCCGUGGCAUAAAGAAGACCGACGAGGGCUCCUAUACCUGCGAGGGUCGCCUCAUGGCCCGCGGCGAGAUUGAUCUGCGGGUCAUCAAGGUCGUUGUGAACGUGCUCCCGACCAUCAGGGUAUGGCAGUCCGAGGUGAAUGCCACAGCAGAUGUCGGCCAGGCUGCCAUGUUGACUUGUGCUGUUGAUGGCUAUCCUGAACCCAUGGUGACGUGGACAAGGAAUGGAGUGGUUCUCGAGGCAGGAGAGAAGUACAGCUUUAAUGAUGAUGGCUCCGAAAUGACAUUAAUGGAUGUUGCCAAGCUGGAUGAGGGAGAGUACACCUGCAUUGCCAAAAACAAGGCUGGGGAAAGUGAGCAGGAACUCAGUCUGAGAGUGUUUGUCAAACCUAAGAUCACAUACAUCGAAAACCAGAGCACUUCAGAGAUGGAGGAUCAGGUAACUCUGACUUGCGAGGCAUUAGGAGAUCCGACUCCCACCAUCAGCUGGAGUUCUGGUGAGCGCGUCUUCACCGAAGGAGAGCAGGCACAUCUAAACAGGAUCUAUCAGGCAUCAUGGACUCGGCCCGAGCAACACAAGAGUCUGGAUGGAAGUGUAGUGGUGAGGAGUGAUGCUCGUGUGUCCUCCCUCACUCUGAAGUAUGUCAAGUAUACAGACGCGGGUCAGUACCUCUGCUCAGCACGCAGUGCCAUUGGAGAGGAUGAUCAGCCGGCAUAUCUGGAGGUCCGCUAUGCCCCUAAGAUCAGCGGUGCAGUGGCAGUGUACACCUGGGAGGGAAAUGCUGUUAAUAUUAGCUGCGAGGUUAAGGCUCAUCCCAGUGAUGUAUCUAUUGUGUGGCUGAGAGAUGGACUGCAGCUCCCCAACUCAAACACCACCAACAUUAAGAUCUUCAGAAGCCCGUCAGCCAGCUACCUGCAGAUAACCCCCGAGUCUGAAAAUGACUUUGGGAGCUACAACUGCACCGCUUCAAAUGAGAUGGGCACAGAGUCCAAGGAGUUCCUGCUCAUUCAGGCCGAGGUGCCAUCGGCUCCAUCCGUCAGCGAGGUGAGACCCUUCUCCACCACGGCACAGAUCCAGUUUGAGGAGCCAGAAUCCACCGGUGGUGUUUCUGUUCUCAAAUACCGAGCGGAGUGGAGGACUCAGGGCAGGGGCAGCUGGGUGCAACGGGUCUAUGAAGUCCAGGAUGGCUACACCAGCGAGGUGACUAUCACAGGCCUGAAGCCGGAGACCAGCUACGAACUGAAGUUGUCAGCCAUCAACGGCAAGGGGGAAGGUGAAAGCAGCCCUGCGGAGUUCUUCAAGACGCAGCCUGUCCGCUAUACUUACAACAACGGCAUUUAUAAUUUUUUCACUGAAGACACAGAAGGGAAUCCCAAUCCUCCUAAACUCGAAGGGGCACUUCAACCCAAAGGCAACUCCCUCAAAGUCAGCUGGAUCAAGCAGGACGACGGCGGCUCGCCCAUUUUACAUUAUCUUGUCCGCUAUAAACCAAUACAGGUGUCGGAGUGGAAACCAGAAAUCCGACUGCCCAGCGGCAGCGAGCACGUGGUUCUCAGCGGGUUAGAGUGGGACACCGAGUACAAUGUCUAUGUGGUGGCAGAGAAUCAGAAGGGCAAGUCCCAGCCGGCCACCAUGUCCUUCAGGACCUCCACGGAGCCAGAGGCCAUCCAAGAUUUGGGUGAAGAGGCAGCGUUCUCCAUGGGCACCAUGCUCUGGACAGGGAUCCUUGUCGUAGUAUUUGUAUUCCUGCUGCUAGCUGUGGAUGUCACCUGUUUCUUUGUCAACAAAUGUGGCCUCAUCAUGUGCCUCUGCGGUAAAUCAGGCACAGGCACCAAAGGGCACAAUUUGGAGGAGGGCAAGGCAGCCUUCAUGAAAGAUGAGUCCAAAGAGCCAAUAGUGGAAGUCAGAACAGAGGACGAGUGCACAGCCAAUCAUAACGCAGCAGGACCAACCGAACCCAAUGAAACCACGCCUCUCACAGAGCCAGAGCUGGCGGCUUACACCGCUGCUCUGGCACUGGACACCCUCUCCUCCGUAGCCACCAACUCUGACACAGCCACUGCAACCAUUGACCCCGGUCAGGACAGCCCCUCUAGCGAGACCACUACCCUCACUUGUAGCCUGUCUACCCCGGCCAACGACCCCUCACCCACCCCCGUCCUGGCCCCAGCCCCGACUCCAGAGUCAAACACUGCCCCGCCGACUCCCCUCAGCUUCACCUCAGCCGUCGAAGCUAAAAUGGCCCCGUUAGUGGAACAGAGAGGAAGUAUCACCCCAGAAGAACAGGAGAAAAUAACCACUCCUCCUAGUACCCCUGAAUGGACUAAAGCUAAAAAAUCUGGGACACCCAUACCACCGAAGCGUAGACACUCUCCUAAACUUGCCGCGUUGAAUGCUAAAGGGAGCCCGCCUGUAUCUCCGCUGGCUGCGUCUUCCUCAUCGUCCUCUCCCAAUCUCGACACCAAGAAGCCUGCCCCGAGGCCACCGGUCAAUAAGCUCCCCAUACAGCCACACGUCGUAGACUCAGACACCGAGACGCCAGCACAAACGGCCGCCACUCUAGCAACCGCUGCCCCUCCAAAACCAGACCCCGAUUCAAAGACCCCAGAUCCUAGUGGGUGUAGCCUUACUGCCUUUGAUGCUAAUAAUAGACCCGCUGACAAAACUGUUGAUAAUAACACUGACAAAGAUGCUCCAACUAGUUCUCCUUCAGUGAUCCACAGUGCUCCUAAAGUCCCGGAAGCUGAAGAAUCUGCUCCUCUAGUUGCAGACGUCCCCUCGCCGUUGCCUGUUACCCCUAUCCCUUCUUCCCCUGCCCCCGCCACUGUUGAGGCGCCGGUUCCAAAUGAUCUCCUCACAUCGCCGUCAGACACGUACAACUUGCAAACCUGUGACGUGGGGCCCAAAAGUGCAGAUUUAGAGUUAGAGUUGACUAACGGGACAGAAAGACCCUCCUGGACCCCCGCUGACCUUAUUAGCUUAGAGAGCCCGCCCUCUGCCCCCUCUCUGCCCAAUGGAGACAGAGGAGACCUCCCCCCCUCAGGCCCAGUUCUGGAGGCGUCAGAGACUCUGGCCAAGACUGCUCCUCCUGUCAACGAUGAGAAGAUUUUUUCUGAUGAGAAAGGCAAACUGGAGGAGGCAGACUUGUCAAACGUCUUGACGGAGAUCGCUGCAGAACACAACAGUGUCAUACAGACAAAAACCACCGAGAGCAAAGCAUGAUGGGCCGGGGAAACCCCAGCCCAAUCUAAAACAUUUUGCAGCAGCAAAGAGCUAGAAACACUGCAGGAGUUUUGUUUUCCAGUGCCCUUAACUACAUAUUCAAAACAACACACACACACACACACACACACACACACACACACACGUGUCGAUUGGUUAGAGCGCACUACGACUGUGCUUUUAGUUCUGGUUUCAUUCAUGAAAUGUUUACUACACCUGAGGAGUUAAUCUUGAGAUCAUAAGAGAUUUAUUUUAUUUUUUUAUUGUUAUUUUAUUUAACCAGUCAGGAUGAUUAAGGACAAUCUCUUAUUAUAAUAGUCGCUUGGUAAAUAUGUGAAAAUUGGACUCUAACUUCUGUUCUGUGUUUUUAGUUUGAAUUGCAACGACGCACAAGUAUUUGGAUUAUCUGAGAAAUGUAAAAAAGAACCAAAAAAAAAACCUGACUAUAUAUAGAAAUUAUUUUUCUUAUUUUCAUGUUCAACUGUUGGCAUUUUUUUUUAUCAUUAUUAUUUGUGGGCUUGUCUCAUUAAAAUAGCUUGUUCUGCAUGUCUGA
This is a messenger RNA of Perca fluviatilis (European perch), 4533 nucleotides long. It is a transcript of the gene ncam1b, whose product is annotated as neural cell adhesion molecule 1b. The transcript has 24 exons. Gene Ontology annotation, molecular function: protein binding. Bases 243 to 3980 code for a protein of 1245 amino acids. Gene Ontology annotation, cellular component: membrane. Gene Ontology annotation, biological process: cell adhesion. NCBI's taxonomy places the organism in Eukaryota, Metazoa, Chordata, Actinopteri, Perciformes, Percidae. The record is from RefSeq and is a predicted model, not a curated record.